Molecule: messenger RNA, 2037 nt
Organism: Hemisphaericaspora subhashii
Lineage: Eukaryota; Fungi; Ascomycota; Pichiomycetes; Serinales; Debaryomycetaceae
Gene: CDC20
Product: ubiquitin-protein transferase activating protein
Exons: 1
Coding region: 1-2037 (678 amino acids)
Biological process (GO): anaphase-promoting complex-dependent catabolic process; positive regulation of ubiquitin protein ligase activity; positive regulation of anaphase-promoting complex-dependent catabolic process
Cellular component (GO): anaphase-promoting complex
Molecular function (GO): ubiquitin ligase activator activity; anaphase-promoting complex binding; protein binding
Source: RefSeq, a predicted model, not a curated record
AUGUCAAUAGUAAUACAUUCACCCAAUAAUAAAGAAAUUCUUUUUGAGAACACCAAACUUAAUAAUCAUGAUACAUCAACUUAUAAACCCAAUGAGACUGAUCCUAAAAGACGAUUUCAACAACAACAUAUCUCAUCAUAUGAUGAGACUGGAGAGAAUAUUGUAUCUUCAUUAUCACCAUCCAAAAGACAAUUCUUACAUCAAAUGAGUCCUAAUGUAUCCAAAAAGACAAUCUAUGUAAAUCAAAAUCCAUUUAGACAACCUUCUAGUGGUUCAACUACACUUCAAUUACCACCUUCAAGUGCACCAAUGUCAGCAUCGACCAAUCUUCUAGCUUCAACAAGUCGAGAGAUUGGUCCUACUCCAUCACUGAGAUCCACUAGUCGAUUUCAUAGACCUCAAUUGCCUGCUUCAUUAAAGGCACCCAUGAAUAUUGCUCGUUCACAAACAACUGCAUUUGCAUUUCCUUCAACUAGGAAACAAAUAACAUCAAAUAAUACAUCUCCAUUUAAAUUACGUAGAGCAAAUUCAUUAAUUAGUCAUGGUGGUUCUUCAUCCUCACUGGAUCAACAACAACAAUCAUCAACCAUCUCAUCUGAUCGAUUUAUUCCAUCUCGUCAUAAUUCAACCACGGGGAAAUUGGAUCCAAAUAAUGAAGAUAAACCAGUUCCACCAAAUGCAUCUCCACAAACAUAUAUCAAUUCACAAACUUCAAAAAUCUAUAAACAUCAUGUUGCUGAAGCUUGUGGAUUGGAAGUUAAUUCUAGAAUAUUGUUAUAUCAACCAUUACCUCCAGAACGUAAGAAACCAGUUAGUUUAUUAGGACAAUUAUCAACAUCAACCACUUCAAUAGUUUCAAAACAACUAGGAGGUAAAAAUUCACUUACUCCCUCUGCUGCAUCAGCUAGAGCGAAAAAGAUCCCCACUGCACCGGAACGAGUCUUAGAUGCACCUGGAUUGGUUGAUGAUUUCUAUUUAAACCUAUUAGCAUGGUCACUGACGAAUUUAUUAGCCAUUGGACUUGAGGAUGCGGUAUAUGUAUGGAAUGCCAAUACUGGAUCAGUAGGAUUAUUAUGUGAAUUACCCGAUAAAACAAUAGUUACUAGUUUAAGAUGGUCAAAUGAUGGAUCCUAUAUUUCAAUUGGGAAAGAUGAUGGAUUGAUGGAGAUUUGGGAUAUUGAAACAAAUACAAAAUUAAGAACUUUGAAUUGUAAUAAUCAUCAAACUAGAAUUGCGGCCCAAGAUUGGAAUCAACAUAUUUUGACAUCUGGUAGUCGAUUAGGGAAUAUUUAUAAUUCGGAUGUAAGAGUGGCUUCUCAUGUUGUUAGUGCUUUAGAAGGAUCUCAUACUGCUGAAAUUUGUGGGAUUGAAUAUCGUGCUGAUGGGAGUCAAUUUGCUUCCGGUGGGAAUGACAAUGUUGUAUGUAUAUGGGAUGCCAGGAAUGUCACCCCAACCUCAACUUCCUCCACCAAUUCCACUACAGCCACAACCACCCAACCAUUAUUCUCCAAAACCACUCAUAAAGCAGCCGUGAAGGCAUUAUCAUGGUGUCCAUACCAAUCAUCCCUCCUAGCAACCGGUGGAGGAUCCAGUGACAAAACCAUAAAUUUCUGGAAUACAUCCACCGGAUCACGCACCAAUACAAUCGAAACCGGAUCACAAAUCUCCUCCUUGAAUUGGGGAUAUGCAAAUGGAACAGGUAUGGAAAUCGUAGCUACUCAUGGAUUCCCCACCAAUUCAAUUUCAUUAUAUAAUUACCCGACUUUACAAAAGACGGGAGAGAUUAAUCUGGCUCAUGAUACUAGAAUUUUAGGUGGUUGUUUGAGUCCGGAUAAUUUGACGUUGGCUACUGUUGCUGGGGAUGAGAAUUUGAAGUUUUGGAGUAUUUUUGAUAUGUAUAAGAAACGAGAUUAUGAGGGUGUGGGUGUAGGAGGAGUUGGAGGUGGUGGUGUGAGUGGAGGAGGGAUUGAUGGAAAUGGGGGUGACGAUGAUAAUCAAGAGACCAAGAGAAUGAAAAAGAUGAUGAACCUUCGAUAG